GGCACGGCCCCCCUUCUCCUUUUCUAAUUUAUGCAUAUGUAGCAAGAACAAGAAGUUAUGUGAUCAGCAUGACAUGGGAAAAGUCAUUGGUUUUCGGCCUCUGUUCGACCAAGAGUGCGAGCGGGGAAUGUGCUGGUGUGCACAUUCGGCGAGUUUCUUGAAGUGCGUUUAUGUCUUUUCGGGCUUGGUGAAAGCGAAUGUCGUCUGAGCUCGCGGAACGGAGGCGAUGGAUUGCGGUUGUGGCGCAUGACACAAGAAGCCCACCAAGAUUUGUCAUUGCCAAACUUGGUGGUGCUGAGAACACGGCGGAGGGGGGGUUUCCUUCUCAACCACCCCAAUUAAAUUUCUUGGAUUGAAAAGAGAAAAGAAGGGAAAUUUAUUCAUGUGAAAGUCAAACUUAGAGUCUCCCGGCCACCACCUCUGUCUCUAAUUUUAAAGAUUUAUGGUGAUCUGUUUUCCGCCAGCGGUUUGAACAAUAGAAAAAGUCUAAAGGCUUGGGACUCAGAGAGAGAGAGAGAGAGAGAGAGAGAGAAGAGAAAAGAAGGCUGAACAGACAGUAGGAAUUGUUUAUUUUUGCCCCUUCUGGAUGCUCUUCUCAAGAGAUUAUGUAGAGAGAGAGAAAGAGAUUGGGCCAAUAAUGGAGUGAAAUAGAGGUGAGAUAAAGAGUAGUUGACGGUGCUCGGUGUUCAAACACCCCAAAGUUUUGGUUUUUCUGUAGAUAAAUGUCUCCAUUUGUCAAAUUCGGAGGUGGGUGCCUUUCAAAUCUUGCACUGGGUGUAUACAAAGUGCAGAAAGUGAUGUGAAAGAAGCCAACUCUUUUUUGGGUUUCGGGUGAUUCUGGCAUAAGAUGGGUGGUCUUCUUGCUCUUGUCAUUCUGGUUUCUAGCUCGCUGCUGAUGUUUCCUAGUCCUGCAGCUUCUCUUCCUCUAUGCACUGAUUCAAGAUCGCCAAGUGCCCUGGCGACUCCAUUGACAUUCUGCCCUUACAAUGGAAGCAAAUGCUGCAACUCCACUGAAGAUUCGCAGUUGCAGAAGCAGUUUCAAGCCAUGAAUGUGUCCGACUCUGGUUGUGCAGCGAUUUUGAAGUCAAUCCUCUGUGCGAAAUGUGAUCCUUUCUCUGCUGAGUUAUUUACAGUAGCUACCACGCCUCGGCCGGUUCCUAUCCUGUGCAAUUCGACUGUUUUGGCUAAUUCAUCGCAGUCCAACCAAGCAGAGACUGACUUCUGCUCCACAGUAUGGGAUACGUGUCAAAACGUAUCGAUAUUCAACUCACCCUUUGCGCCUUCCUUACAAGGACAAGCCGGAAUACUGGUCAAUGCCAGCUUCACCAAGCUGACUGCAUUAUGGCAGUCUAAAGGAGAUUUCUGCAAAGCGUUUGGUGGAGCGUCACUUGAUGAAUCUGUAUGUUUCGAUGGUCAGGCUGUUAAGCUGAAUAGCACAGAAGCACCAAGCCCUCCAAAGGGGUUGUGCCUCGAGAAGAUAGGGAAUGGGUCAUAUCUUGAUAUGGCUGCCCAUCCUGAUGGGUCGAACCGUGCUUUCUUCUCUGACCAGAAGGGUUAUAUUUGGCUUGCUACUAUUCCUGAGCAGGGAUCGGGAGGAAUUUUGGAGAUUGAUCAGUCCAGUCCCUUUUUAGACCUGACUGAUGAGGUUCAUUUUGAUGUACAAUUUGGGUUGAUGGGUAUUGCGAUCCAUCCGAACUUUGCAGAGAAUGGCCGGCUGUUUGCUUCAUUCAAUUGCGACAAGUCAAAGUGGCCUGGUUGUGCGGGAAGAUGUGCAUGCAAUUCAGAUGUGAACUGUGACCCUUCACAGCUACCUUCCGAUGGCGGUUCUCAACCGUGCCAAUACCAAACUGUCAUUGCAGAAUAUUCUGCUAAUGGUUCUGCAUCUCAGCCUUCUAUGGCAAAGAGUGCCCAACCGAUUGAAGUGAGAAGGAUCUUCACUAUGGGCCUUCCAUUUACCGCUCAUCACGGAGGACAGAUCCUCUUUGGACCCACUGAUGGGUACUUAUAUUUUAUGAUGGGCGAUGGUGGCUCGCCUAAUAACUCAGGCGACCCCUACAACUUUUCCCAGAACAAAAAAUCGUUGCUCGGGAAGAUCAUGAGGCUUGAUGUUGAUAACAUCCCGAGUGUUGAUCAAAUAAACAAACUUGGUCUCUGGGGAAACUACUCUAUACCCAGUGAUAAUCCCUUCACCGAAGAUAACGGGUUGCAGCCGGAGAUCUGGGCUGUAGGGAUGAGAAAUCCAUGGCGUUGCAGCUUUGACGCAGCAAGGCCUUCCUAUUUUAUGUGUGGAGAUGUUGGUCAGGAUACAUAUGAAGAGGUCGAUCUAAUCACCAAGGACGGAAACUAUGGCUGGCAUGCUUAUGAGGGUCCGUAUCGUUACGCCUCUGAAGGAAAUACUUCAGUACGCGAAAACUUCAUUUUACCUGUGCUGGGAUAUAAUCACUCACAGGUUAAUAACAAGCUAGGAUCUGCGUCCAUUACUGGCGGCUACUUUUAUCGGUCAACCACAGACCCGUGCAUGUAUGGAAGGUACUUGUACGCAGACUUAUACGCCGGAGCGCUCUGGGCCGCCGUGGAGACUCCUGAGAAUAGUGGCAACUUCACUUCGAGUGAGAUACCCUUCAGCUGCGCGACAGACUCGCCUAUAAAGUGCGACUCUGUGCAAGGAAGCUCGCUUCCGUCUCUGAACUACAUCUACUCUUUCGGGGAAGACAAUCGCAAGGACAUAUACAUUCUGGCUUACAACGGGGUAUAUAGGGUCGUCCGCCCAAGCCGCUGCAGCUACACAUGCCCGAAAGAAAGCAUUACCAACGUCUCGGCCCCGGCUCCGAGCACACAGCCUUCGGAUGCAAACCUGUUGGUCUACAGAUACAGCAGCUUGGUGUGCCUAGUUGCCUCUCUGUGGUUAUUCCUCUGGGGCAACAUGUAGCCCUACCUGACGGCCUGAAAAAUGUAGCAACUUUAUGCAAAUGCACUCUCUCCGGCAACUUCGCGAGUGUGAAUUCCAAUUUUGCUUGCAGAUCA
Messenger RNA from Eucalyptus grandis, 3024 nucleotides. RefSeq names its product HIPL1 protein. The record is from RefSeq and is a predicted model, not a curated record. NCBI's taxonomy places the organism in Eukaryota, Viridiplantae, Streptophyta, Magnoliopsida, Myrtales, Myrtaceae.